AAAGAUCUCUAAAGGGGAGACCACGCACCCGGAUCAGCCCGAAAUUGUCCCGCCCAGCUUUUUGAAAAUCCUGUGAAGCUGCCUACGUCACGGUGCUCUGGCGCUCAAUGGCGGUAGAAAACAGAGGCAAGGUGCUGAGCUGGCAAUUGGCGAGCAAUGGCGGUCCAUGGCUGCCUACAGACGGCCUGCAUGACGGCCAGCCCUUUGUUCAAACAGAGUAUGAAGCUUGCAAUCGCAAAAGCGGAAGCCAAAGUAAAGCAGGAGCCAGAAGCGGAAGCCAGAGGCAACAGAGAGCAGGGAACCUGUAGGGGACAAGCUCAGCAGCGGUGGUAGGGGAGGAAGCGCCUAGUCCUCUCUAAAGGAGAUCAGGAGCGGAAAGGCCAUGGUCGAAGGGGAUGGUCCACCAUCGAGAGGGUUGCAGCUGGUCCUCCCCUCCCAGCUGAAAUGCAUCUUUCGACGCUCAGCAGUGCAGCAGGGCAAGGGGGCUUGUCUCCGAUUCGCGUAUCCUGCCGGGGGGCCGCCUGUCAGAGGAACCCUCCUAUAAGCCCACGAGUCCCACUUAUGUCAAGGUGCGCACUCCAGAGGAGAUUGAGGCCACGCGGGCAGCGAGCGACAAGAGACAAAGGACCGGUGAUCCGUUGCAUUUUCGGGAGGGCUUCUUCGAGCCUGGGCAGCCCAGCGCACACGAGCACCAGGUGUCCAAGCUUCGGCGCAAACUUUCCUGGCGACCAGUUCUGAUGACGUCAGCUUUCGGCCAUGCCACCUGGAAUGCUUGCUGUAGUCGAUGGCACGGGUCCUUGUCCAAGGUGUCCAAGCUUUUGUGCAAACUUUCGCUCAAUGGACAGCGGCUCGUGCAAUCGAACACAGUCAUCAGCCUUGGAGUAAGAGCAAGUCGGUCAAGUUGUCAGCCUUGGCGCUGUCAAGGCUUUAACACAUAUCCAAGAUGCAUGCAACCACAUAUAGUCGUUCCUCAUGUAUAUGAAGCUAUGGUAGCGGGCUUUCAAACAACACUGUUGCGUCCGUGCCACAUAGCGCUGUCUGGUA
Molecule: messenger RNA, 1044 nt
Organism: Klebsormidium nitens
Lineage: Eukaryota; Viridiplantae; Streptophyta; Klebsormidiophyceae; Klebsormidiales; Klebsormidiaceae
Source: the annotation of a GenBank genome assembly